Messenger RNA from Nerophis ophidion (straightnose pipefish), 3419 nucleotides. RefSeq names its product v-rel avian reticuloendotheliosis viral oncogene homolog A (gene rela). The record is from RefSeq and is a predicted model, not a curated record. NCBI's taxonomy places the organism in Eukaryota, Metazoa, Chordata, Actinopteri, Syngnathiformes, Syngnathidae. Gene Ontology annotation, biological process: regulation of transcription by RNA polymerase II; cellular response to stress; inflammatory response. Gene Ontology annotation, molecular function: RNA polymerase II cis-regulatory region sequence-specific DNA binding; DNA-binding transcription factor activity, RNA polymerase II-specific. Gene Ontology annotation, cellular component: cytoplasm.
UUGACACCGUGUCCCAGUGUGCAUUACGUGAAUACAGCUGAAAUGGGUGGAGAGAAAUGAGGAGGCCACACCAACGAACAGUUUAGUCAAGUAUUUUUUUGUUUUGUUUUUACCAAGACUACGGACCUUUUAUUGUUUACAUCUUUUAGCAAACGGAAAAAGAGGGAUUCGUGGCGCUAUGGACGGGGUGAUUCCAGGUGUGUACGGAUGGGGUUUGAACCCGGUCAACGCUGUCCAAACAGCAAAGCCCUUCAUCGAGAUCAUCGAGCAGCCCAAGCAGCGCGGAAUGAGGUUUCGGUACAAAUGCGAGGGCCGCUCGGCGGGCAGCAUACCAGGAGAGAAGAGCAACGACACCACCAAAACACACCCAGCCAUUAAGGUGCACAACUACAGCGGUCCCCUGCGUGUCCGCAUCUCGUUGGUGACGAAGAACACCCUGUACAAGCCUCACCCGCACGAGCUUGUGGGAAAAGACUGCAAGCACGGCUAUUACGAGGCAGACUUACAGGAGAGGCGAAUACACAGUUUUCAGAACUUGGGCAUCCAGUGUGUGAAGAAGAAGGAUGUCUUUGAAGCCAUCACCUGUCGACUGCAGACCAACAACAACCCCUUCAACAUUCCCAAGGAUAAGGUGCUGGAGGAGGAAUUUGACCUGAAUUCGGUGCGGCUCUGCUUCCAAGCAUCCAUCACGCUGCCCACGGGAGACCUCUUCCCCCUUGAUCCUGUGGUGUCGCAGCCCAUCUUUGACAACCGGGCCCCAAACACAGCCGAGCUGAAGAUCUGCAGAGUCAACUCCAACUCUGGGAGCUGCAAAGGCGGUGAUGAGAUCUUUCUGCUUUGUGACAAAGUCCAAAAAGAGGACAUUGAGGUGCGCUUCUUUCAGGACACGUGGGAGGGGAAGGGCACUUUUUCCCAAGCGGACGUUCACAGGCAGGUGGCCAUCGUGUUCCGCACACCACCGUACCGUGACGCCAACCUCACUGAGUCAGUGCGUGUCAAAAUGCAGCUCCGUCGGCCUUCAGAUCGCGAGGUCAGCGAGCCCAUAGAUUUCCAGUACCUGCCCGCUGAAAGAGAUGAAUACAGGCUGACUGAGAAAAGAAAACGCACUGGGGAUGCAUUCCAGUGUCUCAAGCUAGGACCUUUGCUGUCUACAGUGUCCAUACCACCAGAGCGACGACACAUUAGUCCAGCCAUGAGGACCGUGACAACCAAACCUUCAUCCGUGGUGCAAACUUUGCCCCCUUGUGCCAAUGUAGCCAAGCAGCAGCCAUCCUUCUCAUACAUGCAGUCGAACCAGUUGUUCCCAGGACAGCCCAAAAUCGAGGCCUCCUCUUCCUUCGUCAAAACCACCAAUCAAACUUGGAAGAUAAUGGAGAGCUUGAACCUUGGCCCACAGCCCAAAGUCACUCCAGUGGCAAUGUUCAGCAUGAGCCAAGCAACGGCCCCGCCCUCCUCCUCUAGCCAGGACUACUCCACCGUCAACCUGUCAGACCUUCAGGAAUUCUUCCCCAACAUUUCCUCGGUCAUCACCCAGGAGCCGGCGGCCUCUCAGUCAAGCGCGGCUUCCUCGCAGUCGACCAGCUCCUUCACCUUCACGGGCUCUCAGUUCCCAGCGGACGCAUCUAUUGCUGAGGACGACAUCCCACAGUUCCACAGCUUUUCAGAGGGCCAGGCUCCAGGAACCCUGGACAGCCUCAACAUGGAUGACUUUGUGGACCUUCUGAACCCGCCGCAUGAGAGCAGCAACGGCGCCGCCUGUCAGCAAACCGCAGCGACAUCCCAGAACACUUCAGACCCAGCCGGCAACCCAGGAAGCACCUGGAUGAAUUAUCCCAACAGCAUCGUCACCCUACUGCAGAACGAGAGCAUGAUGGACGUCUUAUCCAACAGUGGCGGCCAGCAGCGUCCCGCCGUGCUGGAUGACUUUGACGAGCUGAUUUCGGUGGACGAGGAUCAUCUCAUUUCUAUUUUAGCCGCGGAAACCAAGCUGGGUUUGUGUCAGGACACCGCACUUAAAACAACCGAAUACACCACUUGUGUUUUUGCCUUAUAGGAAGCAAUGCGGACAUAGAGAAGAAGCCUUGUUAAAUGCAUUACUUCCUUCAGUACACUUCAAAAAGUAUACUGUGUCCACUGUGUACUUACUUCCUGAGUGUGCCAAGUUUUUACAAUGUCCAUUCAUCCAUCCAUCCAUUUUCUACCGCUUGCCAUGCUGUCCAAAAUCGAUUACUGUUGCUGCACACUCAUAACAAUCGCAGUAUUUACCCUUUUUAAUGGUUCAGAGCAACAACUCAAGUUAGUCCCUGCCUAACGAGGGGAGUCAGUGUCUAUCAGUGCACACUCACUAUAUCCAUUAUUUGGAGUGCAACAUCCAGGUACUGACAACUCACUGCAUUUUUUCAUACUUCUGUUUAAAUACGUCUUUGUAUUGAAAAUGCUUGGUGGAAGUGUGCAAAAUUGAAUACCUCCAUCAGUAGGCUAGUCUUGUGUUAUGUGUACACAGUGUUUUUAUACUUCCUGAGAAUGCAAAUGUCUUUACUGAGGAUGUGCACUUACCAGAAAUAACAAUUGCAAUAAUUACUCACAGUUGUAAAAUGCAAUCAUUGUUCAGUGCCUCCCUCUCCACUAUUUUUGACUGGGGGGCAGGGGGGCCACAGUGGGUUAAAAAGUUUGCAAUGUCACAUUAUUAAUGGGGAAAAUGCAUGUUUAGAUAUGAUUUGCCUGAGCGGCUAGGAGACUCCGAGAGUAACAAGCAGGGUCUCCUAGGACAGAUUUUUUUAAAUAAUUAAAAAACUUUUUUUUUUUUAAACGUGGGACUUCCUGCGUGCCGGAUUUUGGACGCGGGCGAGCUGUAUCCGGCCCGUGAGCCGUAGGUAGGGAACCCCUGAUGAGACUCAUCUUGGCUUUGUUGGGUGCUGAAACUGCGCUGCAUUUUGCACUAUAGUGGAAGUGCGCAGAAUUGAGAGACAGCACAAUACAUGUCAGGUUCAUGCUGCGCUGUUCUCCGUCCACACCAAAUGAUCAAGAGUGCUUGAUGACGCAGAAGCAUAAUGUAGGGAAUCUAUGCAAUGGUCUACAUCGAAUGCUCCUCAAAUUGCUUUUGUUGAACAAAAAAUGAAGGUCUUUGUAAAUGUCACACAAUUGUUUAAUUAUUACAGCAGAAAUGACAGCAAUGCCACAAGCCCACAUCUGUUAAGUGUGGCCCGGAGCCCAUUUUGUUAAAAAUACAUUUUGCCCUUAUCGUUGAAUUGUAACAAAGGACGUUAAUCAAUACAACACUUGAUUGGUUUUAGCCUGUUUCCAAAUUGGAGAAAUGUCAUGAUGACCUGUGGCCUUCAGUGUAAACUGCGGACACCCCUGCUGUAAGCUGUCAUGCUGUAUAUUAUAUAUAAUAUGGAAUAAAAGUGGUUUGGAGCAGU